Cydia pomonella (codling moth) is the source of this 3623-nucleotide messenger RNA. It is a transcript of the gene Task7, whose product is annotated as two pore potassium channel protein sup-9. Lineage: Eukaryota; Metazoa; Arthropoda; Insecta; Lepidoptera; Tortricidae. The coding region runs from base 496 to 1461 and encodes 321 amino acids. The transcript has 8 exons. Gene Ontology annotation, molecular function: potassium ion leak channel activity. Gene Ontology annotation, cellular component: membrane. The record is from RefSeq and is a predicted model, not a curated record. Gene Ontology annotation, biological process: stabilization of membrane potential; potassium ion transmembrane transport.
AAUCAUUUAACUUCGUUGAACCUUCUUCCGGAUUCACACGUGCUCGAAUGGUAAACUGCGUUCCGUAAUGCUGAACGUAUAGAUACGAUUUAUUUAUACGAUGGCAAACCGAUAAUAAGAAUUAGGAUAGUACAACACUAUUAUUGACAAAAGUUUUUUUUAAUAAUAGAAACAUCGACUGCCGAUUUGUGUAUUCAUUUGUGCUGUGAUUUUGUACAAACAAUUUAUUCAUUUUAUUAAUUAAAAUGAGCACAUCGUGUCUUUUAUUAUUUAUGAUAGCACCUCUAUAGUAAUACUUUAAUUAGAAGACUGUUUUAAAAGCCAAAUUAAUCACUAGUCGUUUACAUUUUUUACUUAAUCGUAAUCUGCAGUGCAGAAUUUAAAUACCUCACAUAUACAUUAUCGUAUUACGCACAAAUCCUGUUUAUAAAACGGUGUGCGCUUCGGUGCGAUAAAUAUUAUUUUGCUGCAUAUUGGUGCAUAACUGCUGGCAUCAUGAAGCGUCAAAACGUCCGCACUCUAUCCCUGGUGGUGUGCACGUUUACAUAUUUGUUGAUCGGCGCGGCAGUUUUUGACGCUUUAGAAUCGGAAACUGAGAGCAAAAGAUGGGAAGUUCUUUCUGACAUGAGAAAUGGUCUUAUGCGCAAAUACAACAUAACGCCUGAAGACUACCACAUGAUAGAGAUAGUUAUAAUAGAAAACAAACCCCACAAAGCGGGGCCCCAGUGGAAGUUUGCCGGGGCAUUCUAUUUUGCCACUGUUGUGCUGGCUAUGAUUGGGUAUGGACAUUCUACUCCUGUGACUGUGGGGGGCAAAGCGUUUUGUAUGGCUUAUGCCAUGGUGGGCAUUCCCCUAGGUUUGGUGAUGUUCCAGAGUAUAGGCGAGCGUUUGAACAAGUUCGCGUCAGUUGUGAUACGCAGGGCUAAGUGCUAUCUUCGAUGCGAGACCACGGAGGCCACAGAAAUGAACCUCAUGUUUGCUACGGGGAUGCUAUCUAGUAUUAUUAUUACUACAGGUGCCGCAGUGUUCUCUCGUUACGAGGGCUGGAGUUACUUCGACAGUUUCUACUACUGCUUCGUGACGCUAACGACCAUCGGGUUUGGGGACUAUGUGGCGUUACAGAACGACCAAGCGUUGACUAGUAAGCCAGGCUAUGUAGCCCUGAGUUUAGUGUUCAUCUUGUUCGGUCUAGCGGUGGUAGCUGCUAGCAUCAAUCUGCUGGUGCUUCGGUUUAUGACCAUGCAAGCAGAAGAAAACGCCCGCGACGAAGAGAAGGAAGCCGCCCGGACCAUCCUCCAGCUCGACGCGCACGGGCUCGAGGGCCGCCACCACGACGACCAGGCUUCGGUAAGCGACGUGUGCUCGUGCAACUGCCUGGGCAGCAAGGCGUGCGAGGGCGAGCUGCUGCCCGCCGCCUCGCACGGGGGUUCGCUCGAGAUACUCGAACGCGCCUCCGUCUGAACACAUGCCUUCGGAGAAUCGGUCACUCAGUGCAUCUGAGUGAGAUUCAUCGCACAAACAUCACCUUCAAACUAGACAUACAUAAAUAGUUUUACACCUACUUCCUUUAUCUGUAAAAGUAUGAAACAUUUGAAUAACACUACACCUGUAGGAUUAUGGUCGUGUUUAAAUACCUGGUUUACAUUUACACUAGGCAUUCUCGAAACUGGCUCCCAUAAAUCUUAAAUAUGUUGUAAAAUACAUUUAAAAUCGAAAUGAUAAUAAAUAAGGAUAACUGUCUUAACUUAGAGCGUAAAAAAUGACGAAGAUAAAGGGAAAGUAAUCAAACGCCGUUACAUUUAAUGAAGUCAAUAAUUAGAGAUAUAAACUAAUUUUAUUACUUCGCCUUGGCGUCGAAUUUAACGUAAUUGUAAAUAAAAUAAAAAUAAAGUAUUAAAUAAAUACUAAAAUGACGAUGAUACUCCUAAAGCAUAAUUAUUAAACCAGUAAGUUUUAACUUAUUUUAGGGCACAAAUAGUGCUUCUUUUCUUCUUAAAAGCUUGUAGGGCUGCCCUUUUUAUUAAUAAAUGCAUUUUAAAAUGUUAAAAAAUAAGAUACUUAUUCAUUCAUAUUUGCAAAACAUAUUUGUUUUGUUAUUUCACUUAUUUAUAGCUAAUGUUGUAUGAUGAAAUCCUUUUAUUCCAUUUUGUUUUAACAUAAAUAGGUAUUAAGUACCUUAUUCCCAAAUAUCAUUAAGAGGCUGUCAACACCCAAUGUCCUUGAAAUUGAUGUUACUUAAACAGUUUUUUAAGAAAGACUAUUUGUUUUAGUCAAGUAAGAAAAAUAUAUGUUCAUAUUAAUUAUAUUUCAAAGACCGUGGUCGUACUCGAUACACGAUUGAACGAAAUCGGCUCGAUAGAAAAUAAUUGCAAAGAUUGGUCUUAAAAUCACAAUUAAACGGUUUUAUGUCUUUAUUGUUUUGACUUAUGGGUCUGCAAUUAAAAUCACAAUUUCAAAACAUUUAUAUCUAAACCGUGGUCGAGUUAAAUAUUACACUAAUAAUCCCCUAUUUUUUAUUUAAAUAUUUUUCUUUUAUUCCCUUGCCCAGGCCCAGUAACAUGCGACAGUGCUAUCUCAUUUACUCCGAUACAAAUAGACAGUGUGCGCGCUUUAGGUAUUGACAGCCUCUUAAAGCCAAACGUGAUGUAAAUGUAGUAAUCAGUAUGUUUUUGUGCCAAAUUCUUGUACCUAAUGUAUAUAGGUUUUAUCCACCAUUCUUCCUACGUGUAUUUUAUAUAUAAGUUUAAUUAUUAAAUUAGUCAUUACAAAAUAGAAAAGAUUCGUGCCAAAGAUAAUUUCGUGGUUAAAUAUUGCCAAAUACCUAAUUUAUGUCAUAGAACUAAAUACUUAUUAGUAGGUUUUUUAAUUGUUUUACUUGAUAUUACACAUCACAUCUCUCUCACAUCAUCAUCAUCACCAUCAUCAUCAUCUCUUGCACAUGAGAGGAGGCCUGUGCCCAGCAGUGGGACGUAUAUAGGCUGAAUUAUUAUUUAUUAUUAUUUUUACUUGAUAUUAUAUUUUUGUAGUAUUCUGUUUCUCCGAUGUCCUCAAGGUUAUUUAGUACCUAUCUUCUAAAUUAAACAAUAAGUAAUAUAAGGUGUAACAAAAAUAGUGGGAGUCUGUUAAAAGGCAUAUUCAGUAUCGCGUUAUGAUUAGGAAAAAGUAGAAGAAAAAAUGUUUGGUCGAAAAAAGUGUUGGCAGGCCGUCCAAGUCGGUCAACCCUCCAUACGAAGGCCAAACAUUUUUCUGGUAAUUUUUUUUUCUAGUUUUUACUAACCAGAACACGAUACCGAAUAUGGCCUUAAACGGAUCACCACUAUUUUUGUUACAUCAUGUAUAGAAAGUCAAUAAAAUAGUAACAUUAAUCACAAACGAACAACAGUAAGUCUGGUUUAAAAUAAGCUAAAUUAAUAAAUUAGGACAAACACAAAAUAGGUAUUUUAAGCAAAAAUUUUAUACACAUUUUUCAUGUAUUGUAAUAAUAAUGACAGAAGUUGAAAUAUUAUUUGUCAUGGUGAUUUUUAGUUUAAUUGAUUGUUGUAAGUUUCGUGUGUAAUUGUUUUAGGGAUAUUUUUUUAAAUCCAGUUUAUUUUUAUAGGUUAAAACAACAGGGUGCCUCAAUU